Molecule: messenger RNA, 532 nt
Organism: Poecile atricapillus (Black-capped chickadee)
Lineage: Eukaryota; Metazoa; Chordata; Aves; Passeriformes; Paridae
Product: cytochrome c oxidase subunit 6C
Exons: 4
Coding region: 171-404 (77 amino acids)
Biological process (GO): mitochondrial electron transport, cytochrome c to oxygen
Source: RefSeq, a predicted model, not a curated record
AUUCUACGGUUCGCCCCCACACGCGCCGCCCGCUGCGCCCGCCCGGGUUUGGCCCGCGCCGCCCGCCGUACGCCGCCUGCCCCCCGCGCAUGCGGAGUAGCGGCGCCGCAGCGGGAGCGCGGCCGGCGGCGCAGAAGGACCUUGGUGGGAGCUGAGGAAAUCCAGUCAUAAUGUCGGCUGCACUGUUGCCAAAGCCACAAAUGCGGCGCCUUUUGGCCAGGCGGAUGAAGUUUCACCUCCUUGGGGCAUUUUUGGUAUCUAUGACAUCUGCAGCUUUGUACAAGUUUGGAGUUGCUGAACCCAGAAAACGAGCUUAUGCAGAGUUCUAUAAAAAGUAUGAUCCCAUGAAGGACUUUGAAACCAUGAAGGCAGCUGGUGUGUUUGAGUGUGCACCACCCAAGUGAUGAUUCCCUUCAGUUCAAGGAGACUUGAUGACCGAACCUUAUUUGUUCACUGAAAUGUAAAGUGCAACGCACUUCAGCGCAUGGCACAGUUUAAUGCAACUCAAUAAAUAAAAUACAUAUGUCAGUGA